AUGGCGAUCGCGGCGCGCGUCCUGCGCCGUCUCCCGCUCCACCUCUCCCCCUCGCUCGCCCGCUCCUUCUGCGCAGUUUCCCCGGCCGCCGCCUCGGCCGCCCCGGCCCCCGCGGCGGCGUCCGCCAAGGUCGCCGACCGCAUCGUGCGCGUCCUCGCCAUCGAUCCCGACGGGGCGCGCCGCGAGGUGGUCGGCCUCUCGGGGCAGACACUCCUCCGCGCGCUGGCCAACGCGGGGCUCAUCGAGCCGGCCUCCCACCGCCUCGAGGAGAUCGACGCGUGCUCCGCCGAGUGCGAGGUCCACGUCGCGCAGGAGUGGCUCGACAAGCUGCCGCCACCGUCCUACGAGGAGCGGUACGUGCUCACGCGCGCGUCCAGGAACCGCGAGCUCAACAAGCACGCGCGCCUGGGCUGCCAGGUCGUCCUCGCGCCGGAGCUGCAGGGGAUGGUUGUCGCUGUCCCCGAGCCUAAGCCGUGGGACAUCCCGUAA
Miscanthus lutarioriparius is the source of this 489-nucleotide messenger RNA. NCBI's taxonomy places the organism in Eukaryota, Viridiplantae, Streptophyta, Magnoliopsida, Poales, Poaceae. The record is from the annotation of a GenBank genome assembly.